UUCAUAGAGGAUGCUGUUUACAUGGAUGAUGAAAAGGAAAUAGAAGAAUAUGUAAUGAAUGACGUUGGUGUCGUUUUUCAUGGAGAACUGAAUAAUAUCAAGAGACGACCCUGGGAGUAUGGACAGUUUGAAGAGCAGAUACUUGAUGCUUGCCUGUAUUUAAUGGACAAAGCUGAAUUAGAUCUCUCAGGAAGAGGAAACUCUAUCAAGAUCAGUCGUGUUGGAUCAGCAAUUAUAAAUGCCAGAGAUGACAGUGGUGUGGUUGCGGGAAAUUGGAAUAAUGAUUACACUUACGGUGUUGCUCCAUCUGCUUGGACUGGAAGUGUAGACAUCCUACUAGAAUUCUUAAGUUCUAGCUUACCAGUUAAAUAUGGACAGUGUUGGGUCUUCGCUGGAGUAUUUACUACAUGUAAGCACUGAAUAAUACACGCAAUCUUCUCUACAGGUUUUUUACUAAAAUGCUAUGCAUCUCUCUUACUUGUAUAUUAUGUGAAAACAGUAAUA
Molecule: messenger RNA, 504 nt
Organism: Staurois parvus
Lineage: Eukaryota; Metazoa; Chordata; Amphibia; Anura; Ranidae
Source: the annotation of a GenBank genome assembly